Mytilinidion resinicola is the source of this 1542-nucleotide messenger RNA. RefSeq lists its product as uncharacterized. The record is from RefSeq and is a predicted model, not a curated record. Lineage: Eukaryota; Fungi; Ascomycota; Dothideomycetes; Mytilinidiales; Mytilinidiaceae. The coding region runs from base 1 to 1542 and encodes 513 amino acids. The transcript is spliced from 3 exons.
AUGCGGGUAUGGGUCUCCCCAAUACAUGCACUUCGAUAUAACAAUUCUAAUACAAGUCUAGCCACCGAUGGAGGCGAAGCAGUCCUCGCUAACUUUACCGUUUAUGCGCCGGGCAAGAACGAGAAUAUCCUAUCCAUGGAAAAGUUCCACGGCAUGCUGAAGUCGGUUGACUGCACUGCGAACAAUAGUCUCUCUCUUACCUUUAAGGAUGAUGCUACCUUUGCCUACGCACAAAAGGUCUGGGAUUGGGUCAACGGAGCCGACAAUCAUACCUUCAUCAUGGUCGCCGGCGUUGGCGACUGCGGCAGCAACACCCGCCGUCUCCCCUUUGUCGUAUCUUCGCUCAAGUACGACGAGGAAGCCAAUACAGCGUUCUUGACCGCUUCGAAGAGCGAGUGGAAGAAAGUCGCCCAUAGCUAUGACCUGGUCGUCGGCACCCUCCCCAAGGACGCACUCCAAACCAGAGAUAUUACCAAAGACAUCGAGAUCGAUGCCACUUCUUCCUUCCCCUUCAGCGUCACUCUCGGUUCCGGCGAUCUUUCUGCGACUCUCGUCUGCGCAAAUUGCAGCACAGCCGGUAAAUUCCACAUGCAGUUCAAGAUUUCCCAGAAAUUCUUCAUCCCAACUGGCGCCAGCAUGACCGUGCAGCCUGAGAGCGUCUCCGCCAUCGCAGCAAUCAAGCUUGUAGGAGCGGGCGCCAUCACUGGUGACUUGAGCAAGACGUGGGAUAUUGUCAAGAUCCCUAUUGAUGGCAUCUCGAUCCCUGAAAUCCUUGACCUAGGUCCCUUCUUGACUGUCUCCGUUGGCGUCCAGCUCGGACCUCUGACCAUCAGUGCGGGUAUCUCGAGUGGUGCGACUGCCACGCUUGACGACGCGGCUAUUCUUGAGGUCGAUUUAUUGGAUCCUUCCUCGAACCAGUUCUCGGGAUGGAUGCCUAAUGUCGAGUCCCUCCCCGUCACCGUGGACGCAAGGGUCACUGGUACUGUCAGCAUCUUCGCGCAGCCGAGUCUGCAGUUGAGGGCUGAUGCUCUCGGACACGGAUUCGAGAUUGGCCUCAAUCUCAGAGUCCCCAAUGUCAACGCGAAGCUCGAGGUGAUCGAAGCUCCCGCAGGUGCCUGCCCAGCAGAUGAAAUUGCCCCCGGCACACCACGCCACAAGACCGGCGUCCGCAUCAGCACCAACAUCGGCGGCCAGCUGAAUGUCGCAGUAGCUACGACACAAGACGAGGCCGAUCCCUUCCUCAACUUCCAGAUUGCGUCCCUGGACAAGCCCCUCGCACAAGCCUGCUGGGAAUUCGGCGACCUCGUCGACAGCAGCCCCGCGACCUCAUCGCUAGUAGACGUCAAGACGUCCGCAACGGUGGCAACCCCGUCAUCUACCGCGCCGGCAAGCGAGACCGUCAUUCCCCCAGCCUCUACCACAGCGCCCGCGAGCGGGACGGUGCUCAACCCAACCUCUACAGCGCCUGCGAACGGGACGGGCGGCUUUGGGUCUCCCCCGAGCAGGAUGAUGGCGAGGCGUCUGCCGCUGGGAGAGUACUAG